Molecule: messenger RNA, 611 nt
Organism: Lates calcarifer (barramundi perch)
Lineage: Eukaryota; Metazoa; Chordata; Actinopteri; Centropomidae
Gene: hspb11
Product: heat shock protein, alpha-crystallin-related, b11
Exons: 5
Coding region: 161-565 (134 amino acids)
Biological process (GO): intraciliary transport
Cellular component (GO): cilium; centrosome; intraciliary transport particle B
Source: RefSeq, a predicted model, not a curated record
GCUGUGGUUGGCUAGGCAACGGCAGUAGCUAGUUGUGCACGUCUCCCGAACCCGUAGCCUAAAUAAAAUUGGUUGUUGUGCAUUAUCAUUGAAACUGUUGUUAUUUUCCUCAACCACGCAUCAACUGAGAUCAUAAACUUUACUGUGUGACCCGCUGAAGAUGACCGAGUCCUCUCUAAGUGCUUUGGGUGCAAAAGUUGUCGUCGCUGCGUCCUGCGAUGAAAAUCACCCACCAGAAAACAUCAUUGACGGAAACACUAAAACGUUUUGGAUGUCCACCGGGAUGUUUCCUCAGGAGUUCAUCAUCCGCUUUGUUGAGCCCACGAAGAUUUCUGCUGUGACAGUGGACAGCUACAAUGUCAAGCAUCUAAAGAUAGAAAAAAAUACCUCACGAAAUGCUUCUCAAUUUGAGCCUGUCACAGAAAAAGAAUUUGAACAUACAGAGGGACAUCUUCAAUCAAAUGCUAUUUCACUAAAUGGAAGCAAUGCAACCCACCUUCGUUUUAUCAUCACCACAGGAUAUGAUCACUUUGUUUCAGUGCACAGAGUAAAUAUACAAAACUGACACACUUGAUUAUUGUGAAUUAAACCCUGAUGGAUUAUUUUUUGUA